This is a messenger RNA of Cynoglossus semilaevis (tongue sole), 1372 nucleotides long. RefSeq names its product transmembrane emp24 domain-containing protein 11. The transcript is spliced from 5 exons. The coding region runs from base 309 to 953 and encodes 214 amino acids. Lineage: Eukaryota; Metazoa; Chordata; Actinopteri; Pleuronectiformes; Cynoglossidae. The record is from RefSeq and is a predicted model, not a curated record.
UAUGAAAGGUCAGCCAUUUUGUUAAUCUCAGGUCAUGGUUUGAAAGUUUAUUCACGAUUGGCUUAAAGUUCAACCAAUCAAAACAAGGCAAGUACGGUGUGUGGCGUAACACAGCACACAGCUGUUAAUUUCUCACCCUCACUUUUUUCUGCCCUUCAUUGAGGCCUAGGACACUGGUGUUGUUUUGUGGAAUACACUUCAAGCUUCACUCUGAAUCUGCUAACUAUAUAAAGAGGCAUCUAAACUACAAGCCAAGUAUUUGUCAGUGGGAAGUGUAUUAUAAUCCAAUAAUUCACUGUUUACGCGAAAUGGAUUUUCGAGGCAUUGGCUUUCUGCUCCAAUGUUACCUGGUGUUGGCAGCAGCCAUGUAUUUUGAUCUUGGUGAGCAGGAGGAGAAAUGUAUCAUUGAGGAGGUUCCUGAAGACACACUGGUGACUGGUUUCUUCCUGUUGGAGCCCUGGAAUUUACGAACGGCCACCCACACGCCUCACUUUGGCGUCACAGUGACAAUCAGAGAUCCAAACCAUGAGGUUCAAAUGACCAAACGCUUUAGUAAAUUUGGCAAAUUUACCUUUUCGGCUCAUGCCUCUGGACAGCACUACCUUUGCUUCCAAACCAAUUCUACAAGAUUUUCCGUCUUUGCAAUGGAAAAACUGAAGCUGCAUUUGGAUGUUCAGAUGGGAGAACACCCAACAGACCCCAAUAUUCACAACACUAAUGAUGACAUAGAGUCACUGGAAAACAGCCUGAUGCAUCUCAAAGAUCAGAUGAAGUACAUUACCAAACAGCAGGAGUAUCAGAGGGAAAAAGAGGAGGUGUUUCGUCAGAUCAGUGAGGAGACCAACAGUAAAGUACUGUGGUGGGCCGUGGUGCAGACCUCUAUACUGUUGUCAGUGGGUUUCUGGCAGAUGAAACGACUCAAAGAUUUCUUCAUCGCCAAAAAGCUUGUCUAAAGAUGAAAGCUGACCUGUCAGCACUGUAGCUGUUUAUUACCAACAUCUGUCUGAGCGAAAUUACUAUUAGGCCUUGUACAUUGGAACAUAAUGCUUUACUGUAUAUCCAACAGAGCACGACAAAAUAAAUCUCUUAGAUUAACAAAAGAUUUAAACUAUGCAUGCAAAACCACAGUAUUUUAUGGUUCACUUCUGUUGAGUUUUAUAUUUAAAACAAUGGUUAAUUAUUGGGUUAAUUGUUAAUUAACAAUUGGUUAAUUCUAGCUCAGUGUAACACUAUUAACCUCUCAAAUAGUGUUGUUAUAAGCCACUUAUCAGAAAACAACACUGAAUUUUUAAAUGUUGAAAAGACUGUGUCUUAAUCUCAAUAAAGAAAAAACUACGAAACAGUGAAGCUUUCCUUCUUAUUAUUCCCUUCU